Molecule: messenger RNA, 1999 nt
Organism: Dreissena polymorpha
Lineage: Eukaryota; Metazoa; Mollusca; Bivalvia; Myida; Dreissenidae
Product: neuronal acetylcholine receptor subunit alpha-2-like
Exons: 6
Coding region: 1-1425 (474 amino acids)
Biological process (GO): regulation of membrane potential; monoatomic ion transmembrane transport; signal transduction
Cellular component (GO): postsynaptic membrane; synapse; neuron projection
Molecular function (GO): acetylcholine-gated monoatomic cation-selective channel activity; transmembrane signaling receptor activity
Source: RefSeq, a predicted model, not a curated record
AUGUAUGAAAAUGUGUCGAAGGAGAAGGCCCUGAUAAAAUGCCUUCUGGAGCGAUACAUGCUAUACACUACGGUUGGCAGACCUGUCACAAACACCUCUGACAUUAUCUCUGUAGACUUUGGACUGAGUCUGAUUCAGAUAAUGAAUGUGGACGAGAAGAACCAGGUCCUGGAGACGAAUGUUUGGUAUACAUACCAAUGGAAGGACGCGCUGUUGACGUGGGAUCCAAAGCAAUUCGAUGAUAUCAGCAAAAUCAUGGUUUCCCCGGACGAUAUCUGGCUUCCGGAUAUUGUGUUAUACAAUUUCGCCGAUUCCCGGCUUAAAGAGCAGCGAUCUGCGUUAGUGAAUAUCUUCAGUGAUGGAACCAUUCUUUGGAUGCCACAGGCUAUUUUAAAGAGUACCUGUGCAUUCAACACUAAAUAUUUUCCGUUCGAUGAAAACGAAUGUCAUCUAAAAUUUGGGUCAUGGACUCAUGAUGGGACCAAAAUGGACUUGAAAUUUUUCGAUGGCAAAGAACAGUUGAUGGUUGAUGACUUUGUGCCAGGAAAUGAAUGGGAUAUAAUAGGUAACAGAGCGGAAAGGAAUGUUAAGCUGUACGAGUGCUGCAAAGAAACUCCUUUCUUAGACCUUAUGUUCUACAUGCGCCUGAAACGCAGGACGGCUUUUUACGGAUUCAUAGUGUUAAUCCCUUGUGCUUUGCUCUCGUGUCUGACGCUGGUUAUCUUCUGGGUUCCGCCUGAAGCUCCCGCUAAACUGAUGCUUGGAAUGAACAUCUUCAUGGCUUUUUUCCUUCUUCUGGUUGUUUUGUCUAAAUCUACGCCAAAAGCAGCGGAGUCUAUACCGUUAAUUGGUGCAUAUUUCUGUCUGUCUAUGGUGAUGAUCACCAUGUCAACCGUCUUAGCAACGGUGGUCGCCAACAUGUUCUUCAGAGGAGUCAGGCUCAACAGGGCGCCAAAGUGGCUUCGAAUGCUGAUGAUUGACGGGAUUGCACGCAUACUGUGUUUGAGGAAGGAUCUUAUAGAAAACGAACCGUCAAAACCUGUACAUGCAAACAAAAACAACUAUGCAUACCACUCAACUACGAAAACUAUCGCCUGCGAAAUGGUGUACUCGGAAGCGCAACUCCUAGACAACGGUCGAGAAAACCGCAACCAAAACUUCGAAAUGUCUUCAAAAGAAGACGUACAACAGAAUGGCAUAUUUCUUGGCGACGACAUUCACGAGAUCACGUUUUCUCCAAACCUUUCCGACGAUAUUAGAUUUAUAAGGGAAGAGUUGGAACAAGUCCGCAACAAAAAGGCCAAAGUGGAUCAGAAGGAAAAAUGUCUGCGAGAAUGGAAGGUCAUAUGUUGUGUCACUGACCGGGUGUUCUUUAUAUGCUAUCUUCUGAUAAACAUAAUAGGCAUCGCGGUAAUAAUUUUUUGAAAAAUAUGUUUAUAUAUGGUGUUUGUUUGACCAUUACUUAAAGGGGCCUUUUCACAGAUUUUGGCAUGUAUUGCAGUUUGUCAUUGAAUGCUUUAUAUUGAUAAAUGUAAACAUUGGAUGUAAAAAGCUACAGUAAAAAUAACAAGAAUAAAAACAAAGAAAAAAAAAACACCCUCAACUGGGCUCGAACCAAUGACCACUGCAGUAAAAGUCUAUCGCUUACACUACUCGGCUAUAAGUCUAUCGCUAUCCGUGCUCUUACGAUGACUGAUGUAUUUUAUACUUUAUAUAAGCAAUCAUCGUAGUAUCACCAAAUAUAACGACAGCAACAGAACUCUCAAAAUUAUUCAAUCGUUUCGCGUUGCAACGCUUUAUAAUUUUCAGGAUUUUAAAUCGCCAAAGAUGCAUUUAAUGGAUAUUUUAGAGCACGGUAAAUGUUCAGUAUUACUGUUUCCUCAUAAAUAUAAUAACUACACCGAAAAUUUGCGAAUCUCAAAUAUUUCUUUUAAUUUUGUCAAAUGGACAAAACGUGAAAAGGCCCCUUAAAAAAGCAAUACUUUUAUUUCUUCCUCAC